GUGAGGAGUACGCUCUGUUGUUCUUGUGCCCGACGCUAGGUGUCCAACGUUUAACCGUUCGUGACUCUGUUGCUUUUGUUUACAAUCUAUUCCCAGUUACAGUCACAGUUACAGUGACUACUAAACGCGAUAGCAGAUACCGAGCAGUGCUCCGAGUGUUAUUGUUGUGUACGCAUUCCCUUUGCUCUUUAUAUUUAUAUUUACGUACUUACGCCAUUCCGGUUCUACGUCUCAUCUUUCUUAUUCGAUAUUUUUAUUUUGUUUUAUUUAUUUUUAUUUUUCUGAGGGCUAAGAAAGUGAUGCAAUUCCGAGGUUAGAUUAUCGAUUACUACAAUAUACCUUUCAAACGUUUUUGCGCAGUUUAUAUUUUUAUAUUACGCGAUUUGUACUUAGUUUUUUUUUGUUUAUAUAUUUAUAAUAAUAAUAAUAAUAAUAAUAUAUUGUGGUUAUUUAAAUAAUUGAGUUUUCGGUAAAGUCGCGGUUGUGAGUGUGUUUUUUUUUUUUAAUUAUUGUGGUGUUUUUUAAAUUUAUUUGUGCCAGUGUCAGUGUUGUGUUUUUUUUUUUUUUUAAAUUGAGGAUUAAGAAUUCAAACUUUUUACUUCAUAUCAGUAAUGAGAGUGGAAAACGACUAUUGGAAAUUGGUGAUGACGUUUAAAGUUAAUUGAUUAUAAAUAAAAAUUCGAUCGAUCUUUUCGUAAAACGACAGAAGAUAAAAAUAAACUAAUAUAGUGUGAUUGUUGGAAUAUUAUUUUUAUAUAACUAUACAAAUAUAUAAAUAAAUAGUUUAUUAACAAUGUCACGUACUGACGAUAUUAGUUUUUAAACGUGAGUGCUUCUGGAAGAAGCGUGUGCCAAAAUGGAUUAUAAAUUUAUGUCUAAUAACAACAAUAAUUAUCCUACACAUCAUCACUGGAUACCAAAAAUGUGCGAAUGUUUCCAUAAUGUUUCUGUAACAUUUCCCAUGACUACUCCAGACCUUUCCUUCAGGAAUUGGGGUUAUGCUCCGCUGGACAAAACCCCAACUCGAAACAGAUUCCGUGAUUUCAUGAGAAGAGAUGGGGGAUACAGAUUGAUUGAAGAUCAUGACAAAGAAAUUGAAAUGACUUUUCACAAUAUCGACAAAUCGUUUUCGAUUGUCGAAGUUGAAAAGGAUUUACGUGUUGACAAUCUUUGUGAGCUAUUGAGAAUUAAGAAUCAAUUUGAGCCCGGUGAUUGGAGGAUUGUUGAAACUUGGCCGAAACUUGAAAUUGCUAUUGAGAGGGUAUUGGAGAACCAUGAAGACAUUUACGCGGUUCACAAAGAUGGCGAAAAGCUUGACGGCAGUGAGGAAAGGAAAUUUUAUUUCAUUGAGGUUUCCGAUGACAUUUGGAAAUAUACUAAUAAUCCUGCGGGAGGUUUUCCACGACAUAUGAUAUUGAGGACAAAGUCGCAAGAAAGUCUUGGGCCUGGAGAACUAUUCUGGGAUCGCGCAGCCCGAAUUGCUGAAACCCACCCAAUAUUCUACGAAGUUCUAUGGGUAGCUGAAAAUAAUAUGAACGGGUGGAAAAAAGUCGGCGUGCUUCUCAUGGAUCGCAAACUCUACCUCAUCGAAAGGACGGACUUUACAGAAGCCGAAGAAAUUUUGAACGACGAAAACGAGCGAAUUCUCUUUGCCCAUUUGUCGGACUGUCAAAUAUACAAGAUUCCGAACACAAAGAAGCUCUUUAACGCGCCCUUCCAGUGGGGCGCCUGUCUGAGGCCAUCCAGCAACGCUGAAGCCGAAGACACGGAAGCCGGAGUCUCCGGACUCAAGGUCAUUGGUUUCAACACUGAAAAGUCACACACCUGCUGGCACCAAGCCAUGAGACUUGCCAAGUAUGGUAAACAGCUGAAAGACAAUUAUCGUGCGUUCAAGAAUAAAAAUGAUCCAGCAAGUUCCGGCCGACCUUUUAAUGUCACACCAUCCGAGCCCCCGAUUCUCGUCGCCAUGGACUUUUCGGGAAAAUAUGGUAAAAUAGUUGAAGACCCUAAGGAAGCUAAAGCAAUCACUGAGGGCAAAGGAAUGUUACCACAACCACAGUUACGUCCACCUGCCUCCAGGUUACAAGUUCACAAUUAUCCGAGAGUUGAUCCUUCUAGGUAUUUUAAUGAAGAUUGGUAUCAUAUGACUAUAGGAAGGGAAAGUGCUGCUCGUCUUGUUAAGUUAGCUCGUAAAAAUGGUACAUUCCUCGUGAGAGAAAGUACAAGUAAUAAUGGGUACCAGUUUGUUUUAACUUACAUACACGAGGAUAAACCCGUACAUACUCCAAUCAUAACCCGUGAGACAUCAAGCCAACCGAUAUUCACCUUAGACAAUGGAACGACAAAGUUUUUAGACCUAGUUCAGUUGGUCAAUUUCUACCAACUGAAUCAAGGCUCACUGCCAACAAGACUGACUUACUUUGUCUCGAAGAAUACAUCAAAAUUGUCACCAGCUAAAAAUAAUGGCGUAUCGACACCAACAACAACAACAGCAGCAACAACGUCGCCCUUGUCUAAGAACCGCAAUAGUCCACAAAAAAUAUCUGAAGAGCCAUCAAGAUUACCGCGGAGUUGAAUUUAAAAUAACCAGCAGUUCGCUGGUUAAAAAUCUGUCCUUAUUGUUGUCAACGAAAUACAAAACAAUGAUACUGGAAUAUUAUUGUCGUAUUACUGUUUGCUGUUUACUGCAGCCGAUCCUGCUAUUGGUAGCCACGGACUGCUGUAAAACUUUUAUAUAAAUUUAAAAAAUAAGCAACAUCUAGUACUUUUUAUCGUCUUACGUUACGUCUUUUUUUUUUCCACCGUAAUUAUAGUUUAAUAUUUCAUACGAAAGAACUGAUCUCUCCAUCACCAGUACACUAGACCUCAACUGAUAACUUAUUAAAACUAAAAUAUUUUAUUAAUAAUUGUAAUAAUAAUAUUUUAGUUACGUCAUUAAGUGGCGCGACAUCUUGUCGCGAUUAAUUAAACGUUUAAUUUAAAUUCUGACAGUUUGACCAAUUAAUUCAGAAGCAUUUGCUGAUUAUUUUAUAGAGGCUUGCCUUAAUGACUAACGCUUAUUUAAAUUUUACAGUAAUACUAAUUCUUUACUGUAUUACUUUUUUAACUUCCCGCUAAGAAAAUUGUAAAUUUUCAAAAAUUCGGGAAGUUAUUGGUUUCGGUCCGAUUUACGAAAAUCGAAUUUCCAUCAGAUGUCGACGUUUCGAGGUCCUAGGAAGCUAUCCUGACUAAUUUUACGAUGAUGUCCGAGUGUAUGUAUGUGUGUACGUACGUACGUACGUACGUACGUACGUACGUUCGUACGUACGUACGUAUGUAUGUAUGUAAAUAUUCAUAACUCUUGAACGGAUGAACCGAUUUUGAUCGUUGAGGUGUCAUUCGACGCGGCUUGUUAAUGUCUUGAAGCCGUAAAAAUUUGAACUUAAUCGGUAGGGUGCGUUCAGAGAUAUUUCAAAAAUAAAAUUUUUUCGAAAAUGUUUUAUUUGGAUAACUUUUAAUUUGCUCGAUGGAUUUAUUCCAAAAUCUAAUCAGCUCUAAAACUCUAUAAGCCGCGUCGAAUGCCACCUCAACCAUCAAAAUCGGUUCAUUCGUUCAAGAGAAACCGUUGACGAAAGAAUUCAAAAAAAAUUUUUUUUUUGGUUUUUUCGAAAUUUCUCAAAAACGACUCGAUAAAUCGAUUUCAAAAUUUGAUCAGCUUUAGAACUUGAUAAAACACGUCGAUUGCCGCCUCAACCAUCAAAAUCGGUUAAUUCGUUCGCGAGAUAUCGUGGGAGAAAGAAAUGCUAAAAAAUGGUUUUUUACAAAACAAUGGCAUACAAAAGUAUUUGCGAGCUCGAAGAGCUCGAAAAUGUAUUCACAAUAAUGUUUUCGAGCUCAACGAGCUCGAAAACAGCGGGAAGUUUUGGGGCUGGCCCGCAGGGUCAUCUGACAGACCGAUUUUUUUUUUUAAUUAUUAUUAUUAUUUGUUAUUAAAUUAAUUAUUAAUAUUUAUAGUAUGAGUCAAGAAUGUUAAUGAUUUAAAAUCAUUGUACAAUUUUAACCUCAAAUACUUGACAAUUUUUUCUGGUAUCAAAUUGUUCCGAGGGAAUACGAUGAUUACCUGCUACAAAAAAAAAAAAGUUAUUAUAAAUUUUUUAUGUAGACUACUGUCUUUUCCAUAUUUUCCAGUCAUUUAUACACAGGUGUAUUGUAAUUUUAAAAAACAGUUCUACUGAUAAUAGAACGAAUAUUCAACAUAAAAUAGACAAAUGUUAUUUGUAAUUAAAAGAAAAAACGAAAAAAAAUAUGAAACAAAACAAAAGUUUGUAUGAAGGUAUGAUUGUAUGAGGAAAAAUAAUCUAUCAUAUUUUUUUUGUUUUAACGAUUAAUUUAAAAAAGUAUACGCGAGUCGUAUCGACUGUAUGUUAUAAUCAGUUUAAAUUUAUUUUAAUUAUUUAUGUUGGUAUUUCAAUUAAUUGCGAUUAAGAUAUUUAAGUAUUAAAUCAUUUUUAUUUUUAUAAAUUUAUAAACAUAAAUUAUAUUAUUUUAAAUUUAUACUUAUCAGGUAUUUUUUUGAACAAAAUUUAUUUUUAAUGAUUUAGUUUAUUGAUUAAGAAAUUGAGGAAGGUAUCAAUGGCUUUGAUUAAUACGAAAAUUGAUUUGAUUAAUUGAAUAUUUCUUAUAUAAAUUUAAUGCCAUAAUUGACAGAUAAUUUUAUUUUGUAAUUGCGCUAAAAAAAAUUGUUUACUCCUACACAGUUAUUUUUAAAAUAAUUACUGUCUAAUUACAGUUAUAAUUAUAAUUUAUUAAAUCUAUACAUUAACAUUGCAAUUAUUUUGACAAAUAACUGAGUUGAUGAUUUUACCAGAAAAUUUAUUUCAUUUGUAGUAAUUACUGUUUGAAUUUUAAAUAACGCGCCAUUUUUUUAAUUUUUAGUCAAAAAUUAUUUAAAUAAAUUAAUAAUACAAGGAAAUAAUUUUUGAAUUUCUAUCAUGCGUUAUCGGGAAUGUAUUUACUAAAAGUAUGAAAAAAAUUUAAUUAUUAUUGUGAGAUUAAUUUGUUCGAGUAAUUUUUACUGUUCAAUUUUAUAGAUGCGCAGAACUAACCUUUAAUUAGUUUAAUAUUUUUUCCACGACAUCUAUAAAAAAAUUAAUGUCUAGGUUAAUUGUAUUAACCAAUUAAAGGUUAAGUUGCGUAAAUAACACCAGCGAUAGUUAUUUGAAAAAAAUGUAAGCAAUUGAUACCUUUCUUGAAAUAAAAAAUGAGGGGGAAUGUAGCAGACAUCAGAGAAAUUUACAAUUAUAAAUAAAUAGAGUAAAUAAUUAAAAAAAAAAUAUUUCGAAAAAAUGCACUUAUUAAUUUUUUAAUUUUUUAAAUGUGCAUUUUUUUAAAAUUUAAUUUUAAUAAUUAUUUAUUCUAUUUAUUAAUUAUUUUAAAUUUGUCUGAUGUCUGGUACAUUCACUCAUUUAAAAAAUAAUAAAAACCAAAAAUAAUUUUUAAAAUAAAAUUGGAUUGACAAAAGGGAUUUGCAAUUGUCAAUGAUGCUUGGGUUUAAAAAAAAAAAUUAACGUUUUGAUGAAAAAAAAAAAUAAUAAUAAAUAAAUUCGAUUGUAAAUUGAAAUAAAAAAAAUAAUAAUGGACUGAGCUGAGGAAAUAUUAAAAUAAUAAAUGUGCGAAAAAAAAUUUCGGGUGAACCUAGAGGUGCCCCGUACUGUCGGUGGCCAAAGGAAUUAUCGAUAGGCGUUAAAAAAAAAAGUAAAUUAUAACGAAUAAUAAUAAAAUAAAUAAAAGACGAGUCGCGAGUGCCACUAAUAAAUAAUAAAUAUAAAAUAAAUAGUGGCUCGUCGGAAUAAUUAAUGAUCUCAUAUGUUGCAGACGUUCUAGACGCGCAGUUGAUCUGUUGAUAGUUGAUAAACAGCAGCAAGGGGGAGGAACAUUUAGUGCGAACGAUUAUUAUAUAUAUAAAUUUAUAUAUAUAUAUGAAUAAUUAAUGAAUUAAAAAGAUACUAAUAAUAAUUACAAUUAUAAUUAUAAAUUAAACGUAACAUGCUAGUGAGGGAAUGCAAUUUUGAGAGAGAUUUAAAAGAGUGAGAACACAAAAAAAAACAAAUGAGCGUUGAUAAUAAAUUUUAAAAAGACAUGUAAAUUAUCUGUUUAGAUAGAAUUUCAAAAUUAUUAUCAUACAGAAAAACAGGAAUUUUUGGCGCGAAAAAUUUUUACUCGCCCCAAGAAAUUUUUUGCAUUAUAAAUUGAAACCGAAAAUUUUCUUGGGGCAGAAAAAAAUUUUUCUGAGACGAUAAAAAUUUCUUGUGUCAGUCCUGAUAAAAUUUUGUCUUCAACUCACAAUUAAAAAUAGUUUUCGCGCCAAGAAUUUCUUUUUUUUAAUGAGUGUGAGUAUAGCAGCCAUCGGACAAAUUUAAAACUAUAAAUUAAUAUAGUAAAUAAUGAAAAAAAAAUAUUUACAAAAAAUGCACUUAUUGAUUUUUAAAUUUUUCACAUGCGCAUUUUUUUCAAAUUUUAUUUUAUAAAUUAUUUACUCUAUUUAUUAAUAAUUUUAAAUUUCUCUGAUGGCCGAUCUACUCACACUCAUUUAUUUUCUGUGUAUAAUUAAAAAAAAAAUUUUUGUUUUUUGUUUGUUUCGAGAUUAACUGAGUUUAAAAACUAUUUGUAAUACGAUUACGAUUAAUCGUAAUUUAAAAAAAAUUAUUUGAAGAAAGAGCGAAGUAAUGCGCAAGUAAAAGAUGUGUAAUUAAACGAGUGUAUGAUGAGUAUGUGUCUAAUUAAGUAAGUAGUUAAACUGAAAAAAAAAACAAAAAAGGAAAAAAAACUAACAACAAAAACAAAACAAACUUUACGCAAUGUAUUAUAAUUACUCGCUAAAAACCACUGAUUCUAUAUAUCUAUACAUGAAUACCAACUUUUUAAUAAUAUAUUUUUUCAUUGAUUAUUUAUUUUCUCUUUACGUACGUACGUAACGCCGUACAUACAUAUACAUAUAUAAAUAAAAAAAAAAAAUAUGUAUAUAUAUAUAAAUAAAACUAAAAGUAUAAAUAAAAAUGAUUAUUUAAACUUUCAAAAAAAAUGAAAGUUAAUUAAUAUUAUUAUUAUUUUUAUUAUUGUCGAUAGUAAAACAUUGACGAAAUUCUUUUAAUUAAAGACUAAAAAAUUAACACUCGGUAUUAAUAUUAGAAUUAGCGCUUUAUGAUAAGAAAAUUAAAUAUUUAAAUCGUUAAGCAAAUUAAUCUUUUGCUAAUUUAUUUAAAUUGUUUGUAGUAAUUUUUUCCUGACAAACGCUUUUCCCAAUCAGAUUUUUCGAAAAUUCAAUUUAGGCAUGACAAUUAUUGUUUUCAAAAAAAUAUUAACUAUUUGGCCUUUCGUGUAAAUAUGUCUAUUUAGGCCAGUACUCUCGGGUCUCAAUUUAAAAUAUUAAUAUACUCAAUUUAAUUUUAUCGCGGGGACGUCUAUCAAUUUUGAAUAGCGGUCAUUCAAUUUUGAUUACGUCCGCGUCUUUAUUAUUUAUUUAUUCGAGUACAAUUGUAUUAUAAUAACUGCAAUUACUAUGAUAACAAUCUUUGUAUCAUAGAUGAUAUUAAUAUAACGGAAAAGCGUUGGUCAGCAAGAAGAAAUUAUUUUAUUAAUAGAUAAAUAAAGUAAAUGCUAAUAAUUGUCACUAUCAUUAAUGAGAUAAAUAAUAUUAAUAUUAAUGAUAAAAAAAAAUAGUAUAUAUUUUGUAUUAAUGAUAGAUAAACCGAAUUAAACGGCAAACGCAGAGGCCUGUAAAAGACUGAAUUAGGUGCCGUUUUCGUAAUGUUUUGAAAUUUUUCUAUUUCGAUACCAACGUCUGUCAUUUAAUUAAACAUCAAUAAAGUGACGAAGACUACUUUAAUAUUUGUGUAUUUUUUUUAUUUUUAUAUUACCAUCCUUUAUUUUUUAUAAAUUUACUAUAUUAAUAUAUCAUAUAUUUAUUAAAAAUCAAUUUUAAUUUUAUCAUUUAUUUUAUUUUCGUAAUUUAUUUAUUAUUUUUUUUUUUUCAGUACAUACGAGACAGACGUUGCGUAUUGAUCUGAAUUCGCAGUAACAUCAAAAUAUGAGAGUAUAGAGUGCGAAUUGUAUGAAAUGAUAAUGGAGUAUUCGUUAUGAGCUACGCUUUUGCAGCUAUGUAAAUUUGAAAUAAUAUUAAUAAUAUUUAGGUGAAAAAAAAGAAGUAUAAAUUGCGGCUAAUGCUGCGUGAAUAAAUUCCGUCUAGUGGAUACUCCAUUUAUAUGUAGAAGAAAUAGCAAUAAUAAAUUAAAAUAAAUAAAAAUGAUUUUUUAAAAAUUUAGGUAGGCACUCUACGCUUCACGAAUAAAUCACGGAUGUCUCUGCGCUUGGCGUCAUUAAUAUCGGUUCAUACGUGCAUAGCAUGAUGAAUUAAGCAAAAAGACGUGUGAUAAAGAGUAGAUAUGGUUCGUGAACGGUGGCAAUAAUAAUGCCCCAACGAACUUUUUUUCGCUUCCGUUCUAGUGCCGGCCAGUAUAUUAACUCCUUUUUAAAUUUAUAAACGAUUAUUAAUAACCUACACAAUAUAAUAUAUUCAACAAGUCAAUACCAAUAUUUCAUUUAUCACAAAAUCAUAUCAGUACUUACUCAUUUUUUAAUUAAAACACUAAUUUAUUUCUUAUCAACAAAAGUCAUGAUAUUAAUAUAUCGCCAAAUUAUGCGGUCAUGUUAUUAAUAUCGGAAAAUAACCUCGAAUUCGCUUUACUCUGGUAUAUUAAUUAACAAAUACUUGAAAUAAAUUCAAAUUUAAACUCAAACUUUCAGUUAUUUCAAUCUACUGGAUUAUAUUAACAAACUGUUGAGGUUUUGAUUUAUUCGGUUUCUAGUAAAAAAAACAUCAGUUUCACAGAUGGUCAAUAUUAAUAUUUUAUUUCCCACAAAAUCAUAUUAAAACUCACUCAUUUAUUAUUUUAAACACUAAUUUAUUUGUCAGUUACAAAAAUAAUGACAUUAAUAUACCGCCAAAUUAUAUGGCGGUGUUGUUAAUCUCGAAAAAUAAUCUUAUAUUUGUUUACUCUGUUAUAUUAAUUGACAAAUACUUGAAAUAAAUUCAAAUUUGAACUCAAACUCUCAGUGAUUUCAAUCUACUGGAUUAUAUUAACAAACUUUUGAGGUUUUUAUUUGAUCGGUUCCUAGUAAAAAAAAAAAUUCAGUUUCACAACUCGCCCAUAACAAUAUUUUAUUUCCCACAAAAUCAUAUCAAAACUCACUCAUUUAUUAUUUAAAACACUAAUUUAUUCCUCAGUUACAAAAAUAAUGACAUUAAUAUACCGCCAAAUUACAUGGGGGUGUUAUUAAUCUCGAAAAAUAAUCUCAUAUUUCUUUUACCCUGUUAUAUCAAUUGACAAAUACUUGAAAUAAAUUCAAAUUUGAACUCAAAUUCUCAGUUAUUUCCGUCUACUGGAUUAUAUUAAUAAACUUUUGAGGUUUUGUUUGAUUCGGUUCCUAGUAAAAAAAAUUAAGUUUCACGGCUCGUGUAAAGACUGAACGUUAAUGAGACGUGAUUAUCGAAUUUAGUUAUUUAACUGUAAUAUUUAAUAAAUCAGUAUUAAUAUUAUGAUUUGAAUAAAAAUAACGGCUUAAGGUACACGUUAAUUCGCAAUUUAAAACUUAAUAAAAUCUUAACCCAUCCUUUCCUUUAAUGCGUGCUUAGUAGGCAAAGUCUCUUGACAAAACAAAAAUUUUUUAAUACAGGGUGUCUAUAAAUAACUAACAUAUAAGUGACAUCUGUCAACACACAAAAAAAUAAUAUUUAUAAUAAACUUUUAAAUAGUAAAUUUAUUGAAAUGAACGCACAAACUUACUCGUUGCAUUAUUAGCGGUUUGUUUUAAAAAAAAAAAUCUAUACAAUUUCGUUCUAAUAGUAAAUAGCGAAUGCUAUUUAUUAUCAUAUUAAAUUGUAAUUAAUAAACUACAUACAUACAUACAAAAAAAAUAAUAAUUGUAAUAAUAUUAACAAAUACAAAUGAAAUUAUAUAUAAAUACUAUAUAUAUAUAUAUAAGAAUAAUUACCAAAUAAAAAUUGUAAAUUACUGUUUGCGUGUCUAGCAGACGCACUGGAAGAUCUACGAUCAUUUUAUUUGCGCAUUCAAAAAUAAUCUCAACCAAAUAUUAAUAAAUAUGUAAAAAUAAAUAAAAUAAAAAAAUAUAUAUAUAUUUGUGAUUGUCUAAAGUUUUAAUUUAUAACUGACGACUAUACAAAUAAAACUCGUCUUAUUAUUAUUAGUAUCAUUAUUAUUAUUUACAAACUAAUUAAUUAAUUAAUUAUAAUAAUAAAAAAAACAAUUGUACAAUUAAUGAAAUAAUAAUUAAUACCUUUGUAAAUUAAUAAAUAAAUUAUUUAUAACGUAUGUUGACGUGAAAAGAGUUUUUUUGCUAAAUCUAUACAAAUAAAUAAUUUUAAAAUAAUUUAUUAUUUUAUAUUUGACUUUUUAUCUCAACGCCUCUUUUCGUGUCAACGUUUUAUGAAUAAGUAAUUUUAUUUAUUAUUAUUAUUAUUAUUAUUAUUAUUAUUAUUAUUAUUAUUAUUAAUAUUAUUAUUGAAACUGCAAUUAUAGGUAUGAGUUGUAAGCCAUUUGUUUAAAGUGAAUAAGAUCUGGCUCUUAAAUAAAACAGAACGAUUAAAUUGCGACAUAUCCCCGAUGAUUAAUAUUUUAAAAUAUUAAAUCAUUAAGAAAGAAAGACGGACAGUAAUUAUUUUUUUUUCCUUGAUAAAUAAAUAAAGAUUAAGAAUUUGUAUCCACCAUACAAACAUGAGCACCGGUAACGCCGCAAUAUGUGAAGAUCAUUGUUAUAUCUUUGUAUGAACCUUUAAUACGCAAUAAAAAGAAGUAUGUAUAUAUAUAUAUAUACAUAUAUAAAUGUAUAAAUAAAAUUUAUUAAAUCAA
This is a messenger RNA of Microplitis mediator, 10904 nucleotides long. Its product is annotated as growth factor receptor-bound protein 14-like. The record is from RefSeq and is a predicted model, not a curated record. The transcript is spliced from 13 exons. Lineage: Eukaryota; Metazoa; Arthropoda; Insecta; Hymenoptera; Braconidae. Bases 857 to 2575 code for a protein of 572 amino acids.